Messenger RNA from Phoenix dactylifera (date palm), 1049 nucleotides. RefSeq names its product transmembrane emp24 domain-containing protein p24beta2-like. NCBI's taxonomy places the organism in Eukaryota, Viridiplantae, Streptophyta, Magnoliopsida, Arecales, Arecaceae. The record is from RefSeq and is a predicted model, not a curated record.
CCUCGAUCAUAUUAACUGGCCCGGGUCCAAAGGGGUUUGGAUCGCCUGCUUCCACGGCCCACGACGCCCAGAUUCUUAUUACUCUCAUUCGUUCUUCCUCCGUCUGUUGUUUAGGACGAGGAAGCUAGGAUCGAGCCAUCGCCAAUUCGACGCAACCGAUUGCGAGAUGGAGAGGUUCUCAUCGGGACUUGUGAUUUGUGUAGUCUCGGGCCUUCUGCUGCUUUCUCAGCCAACUUUCGGGAUUAGGUUUGUGAUAGAUAGGGAAGAAUGCUUUACUCAUUCAGUUCAGUACGAAGGGGAUACAAUUCAUGCAUCCUUUGUCGUGAUUAAAUAUGAUACUCCAUGGCAUUAUAGUGAUGAUGGAGUGGAUCUUGUGGUAAAAGAUCCUCAUGGAGCUCAAAUUCAUGAUUUCCGUAACAAGAUAAGUGAAAAGUUUGAAUUUAUAGGUCAUCAGAAGGGUCUUUACCGCUUCUGCUUUACCAACAAGUCCCCAUAUCAUGAAACCAUAGACUUUGAUGUACAUGUCAAUCAUUUUUCAUACUUUGACGAACAUGCAAAAGAUGAGCAUUUUGCCCCUUUACUUGAACAAAUAGGAAAACUAGAGGAAGCUCUUUACAACAUACAGUUUGAGCAACACUGGUUAGAGGCUCAGACCGACCGCCAAGCACUAGUGAAUGAAGGCAUGAGCCGGAGGGCUAUUCACAAAGCACUCUUUGAAUCUGCAGCACUGAUUGGAGCUAGUGUGCUGCAAGUCUUUCUCUUGCGUCGCCUCUUCGAGCGAAAGCUUGGCACCUCGAGGGUUUAAUGCUUCAGUGCAAUUCAGUUGUAUCUUUCAGUUAUAUAUUGUAGCAUUCUAGAAAGGUUCAGUCCUUCACUAUAUCUGUGGAUUGAAAUCUGAAAAUUUGAUAAGUGCGCUAGAGUAAGUUUUCUAACAGUAAGAAAAAAGGUUUUAUCCCUACAGCACAAGUAUAGAAACAGUUUUUUAUCCCUAAAGCAUGUAGUUAACAGACAAUUAGUUCUUAUAAAAGAGUUCAUCAUGUCACUGAUCA